Molecule: messenger RNA, 585 nt
Organism: Ambispora gerdemannii
Lineage: Eukaryota; Fungi; Glomeromycota; Glomeromycetes; Archaeosporales; Ambisporaceae
Source: the annotation of a GenBank genome assembly
AUGCAUCCGACUACAAUUGACAAGGAAGUUGUUGUCGCGACGAUCUUCAACUCGAAUUCAAACUCAGCAAAUGCGCUGGACGUAACUUUUACACCCAAGGAUGUUUAUCGCAGGCUGAUUGAAACACAGUUUAGGUCCUUUCUAUAUUUGUCGUGGAGAUCUGGAACGUCAAAAUUUGAUGAACUAGAUAAAAAAUUCAAGAAUAGUUACUUUGCGGAAGAAUCAUCUAUACAGCUAGGAGACAUUGAAGGUGGAGAUAUUUUGUUAGAUUUUAUAUUGAGUGAAGCGUCGCAAUCAUCGGGAUCAUCGAGAAGCGAGAAUACACAACACACCUGCCAUCUGCGUUUAUACAAACUUUACCAUUUAAUUCAACAUCUGGAAAAUGAUCACGGACGCAAACAACGACAAUUUGAUGGUGAAGUUUUUCAUUUUAUCCUCAAUAUAAUUUAUGCAGUCAGACGAUCUUACUCAUUAUUCCGGGAUCAGGAUAACGGUCUUGAUGCCAAACUAGCCGAUGUAGCUGGCAAAAGUGAUUAUAGGAAGAACGUCGGCAAUGGGAAGGAACUAAAAGAAUUUAAGAAGUAG